Periophthalmus magnuspinnatus is the source of this 2866-nucleotide messenger RNA. RefSeq names its product smoothelin-like protein 2. NCBI's taxonomy places the organism in Eukaryota, Metazoa, Chordata, Actinopteri, Gobiiformes, Gobiidae. Gene Ontology annotation, biological process: actin cytoskeleton organization. The transcript is spliced from 11 exons. Gene Ontology annotation, molecular function: protein binding. The record is from RefSeq and is a predicted model, not a curated record. Gene Ontology annotation, cellular component: microtubule organizing center; filamentous actin. Bases 163 to 1767 code for a protein of 534 amino acids.
GUGCUCUACAGCUCAGCUACACUUACCUCAGAGAGUCUGAGCAGAGGGGCUGCUGCGAGUGUGUAAGAGUUCCGCUGACAGACUUUGUUACACUGUGGAUCUCUAAAGCAGGUCCUCUGAGGAGCUGCAGAGCCUUACCAGCAGAGAACACGAGUGGCACCCAUGGACCAGACCAUGGAGGCCCCACGGGACCCAGCAGUGAGCCAGGCUCUGGUCCACUUUGAGUCCACCUUACAGGCUGCUGUGCGGGAGGUUCAUGUGGAUGUGAGUGCGUUCAAACAGAGAAUGGAGCAGAGGAUGGAGAACAUGUACAUGUCCCAGGCCCCACUGGCUGAGGCCGUGUCCAGGCUCCAGGAGGAGAACCAGCAGCUCCGGGCCAAACUGGAGGCUCUGAGCCGCCUGGUGGAGGGUCUGACUAGGCUGAAGGCAGACCUGAACACAGAUCUGCACUCACACAAUGGACACGCAGGGACAGAAGAGAAAAGUGACCCCGGAACCACAGCCUCUGAUAGCCCAGGAACCAGCAUGGCUCCUGGAUGUGCUCCUAACAGCUCUGCACCUCCUCCAUGGAGGACCAGGAGACACGGCGACAUCAAUGGGUCAGAUGUGAAAAGAGAGAAGAGUGCCCCCACGACUGGACAACAGAAUGGGACAGGGCCAGAUGAGGAAGAGUCCAUCCUUGUGACCAGACCUCACCUUCCUCUCACAGCCAUGACUAAAACCAGCCCAGAACCUGGCCCAGACCCUGGCCCAAUCAGCUCACCACUGACCCCAGGCACUUGUCAACAGAAGGAGGCUGCCCCACAGCCAUCCCAGGAGCAGGGGCGCUCGAACCCCGACCCUCUGGCCCAUUCCCCCCUGACCGCACUGACCAAGAGCAGCCCUGAGUCCAGCCCAGCCAAAAGUGACCACACACACCUAGCUGCAGAGUCUCCAGCCCUACGGAGAGCAGAGCCUCCAUGUAAAACAGAGGUGAGUGAAGCUAAGGCCCACACUGCCCUAUCUGCUGUGAGUAAAGCCAGUGAGCCUGACCCUGCUCCAUCUCCUGCCUCCACCCCCCGCUCCUCCUGCCUGUCCUCGCUCCAGGACACCCCUGUCAGACCUGGGGAGUACCCCUUCAAACGCACUCCAGUCUUGAAGACACCCAGUCCAGUUCUGAAGAGGAGUGUGAGCUUCCCCCAGCCGACAGAAAAACUCCUACCUUCCAAGUCCAUCAUCAAAUCUGGCUUCUCUCCCAGCCUGGACAAGAAGAGCCCAAAGUCUGGUGGUGUUGAGAUGAAACAGAACCUGCUGAAGACCCAGAGCCUUCCUCGGUCUGACGGAGCCCAGGCGAAACGUGCCAUGUUUGAGAGGAUGAACUCUGAGCCCAUCAAGCCAAAGGACGGCAAACCCAAACUGAAGCGCUCACAGAGCUUUGGCAUGUCCAGUGCCAGUGGCAUCAAACAGAUCCUUCUGGAGUGGUGUCGCUCCAAAACCAUCGGCUACCAGAACAUAGACAUCCAGAACUUCUCAUCAAGCUGGAGUGAUGGCAUGGCGUUUUGUGCUCUGGUGCACUCCUUUUUCCCCCUGGAGUUUGACUACAACGCUCUGAAACCAGCCAACCGCAAGCACAAUCUGCAGCUAGCCUUCUCCACCGCAGAGAAGCAGGCGGACUGUCUGCGUCUGAUCGAGGUGGAGGACAUGCUCGACAUGGGGGACAAACCUGACCCCAUGUGUGUCUUUACAUAUGUGCAGUCCCUGUACAACCACCUCAAGGUCUUUGAGUGACUGCAUCCUGCUGCUGUAGCCCUGCCCACUGUGUGACCUCAACACUCUGUAGCACACCUGACUCAACAGCCUCUUCACAACCCUGAUACAUGUACUUCAAUGUACUUCAAUGCUUAAACUGGCUUAGGCUAUGGUAACUCGGACAUUAAAGGUGCUGUACCUGAUUUUUACUGUCUUUAAAACGUAAAAAAAAGAUUUUUUUCAUUUUAAAAAGUUUGCAGAGGUCCAAAGUUAUCCUUCACUUACCUUAUGCAUUCCGAACAUCCUAAUUAUUCAGCACAAUGAGUUUAUAAGCAGAGUUACAGAGUUUUGCUCAUAGACAUAAACACAAUGUUCAAUGCUCAUGCUGCAUUUUUUCUUAUAGUAUAAGCCCACAAAAGUCUCAUAUUAUGAAUAAUCAAGAGGCUGUUUGAUUUGACUUAACUCCGGAUAGCGUGGGCUAGCCAAGUGAUCAAGUUUGAACAACAGGCAGAGAAUUUUGUGUCUAUGAUGUCUAUGGUUUUGACAUCACUUUAAAGCUAAUAACAACUAGCAUGCAAACAUGUUUUUGAUUCUUGUAGGAUACAAAGCUUGCACUCUAAGGAUUGCUUAUACUAUAUAUAUGUUCUGGGGUAAAACAAAUUUUGCUCAAAUACACAGAAAAAAAAAUAAGGUACAGGACUUUUAAUGGGGACGGUGGUUCUCAGUCUAUCCUAGGUGGGCUUAAUUUAUUUUUUAUUUUUUAUUUAAAUGAAAUGUUAUUUUAUUUUUGCUUUUUUUGUUUAGCAUCAAAUUUGGUUGGCCUGGUUUAGACCUGGUUUAAUACAGAUUUUGUCUCAUCUGCUGUUCACGAGAAGAAGUGAUAACCCUGUAUCAGGUGUGAAUAAAGCACUUGAUUUUAUUUUAAAAUUCAAUAUAUAAACUUGUCUUUUUGUUUAAACACCAUAACAUUGAUAUUUCAUGUUAUAUAACUUUAAAUAAUGUGUAUGUAUGUGUCUGCGUAAUUAAACUCCGGACGGCCCUUGGGGUUCGUCACCUGCUUGUUUCCAUGGUAAUGUAAUUGCUUUGCUUGGAAUUUUAUGUAGAAGAGCAAAAUAAUUUGUUAUGCUUUUAUAAUUUG